Cephus cinctus (wheat stem sawfly) is the source of this 929-nucleotide messenger RNA. RefSeq names its product transmembrane protein 267. The record is from RefSeq and is a predicted model, not a curated record. The transcript has 2 exons. NCBI's taxonomy places the organism in Eukaryota, Metazoa, Arthropoda, Insecta, Hymenoptera, Cephidae. The coding region runs from base 1 to 615 and encodes 204 amino acids.
AUGUUUUAUACAAAACGCGAAACGAUUUUAUGUAUAUUCGUGACGAGCAUGAUCGCUCUCUGUUCGCAUCUCGGUGACAGAAUGUUGAAACAUGGAAGCACUCCUGCCAUGCGCGCGAUAUUUGACAACCUGACACACGCGACAGUCGGCGCACUGACGUGGAGCUUGAUAAUAAUUCUAUCGAGAAAAUCUGUAGUGCAUAAUGUAUUUCAAAUUGUUUCGUGCUUCCUCGUAUCGUCAUUAAUCGAUCUGGAUCAUUUUUUGUCAGCUAGGAGUUGGAGACUGAGCGAUGCAACGCGUUUGGAUAAAAGGCCCUUUCUUCAUUGCUCGACAGUGCCGAUAUUCGCAUGGCUGGUUCUCAUAGCCAUUUCGAAAAUGACAAGUCGUCCGAAUUUGAUCAAUCACGCGUGGAUCUUAUUGGCGGCUUUUUUCAGUCAUCAUAUACGAGAUGCUAGCAGGAAAGGGAUGUGGUUUUAUCCUUUUGGAUCUACUCCGCCAAUUCCUUAUUAUUUUUAUAUUUUUAUAAGCAUGACUCUUCCUUUUGUCAUUCAUUGGCUAAUGUUUACACCCAUGCCUCUCGUUGAAUACGAUGCCAUGUCAAUCGAUAUUGUCUAAUAUUGACAGGGGCUUUAGUGGAAUUUAAAAUAUUGAAAUCAAAGGAUUUCCUAUAGAAAUCUAGGAUCCUAUUAACACUCAAUCUUCUGUAUACAAAUCAUUGCAAACUUGAUACCGAGACUCGAUAGGAAUCAAACUUGAAAUAUCUGAUAAGUCAUGUUACAGAUUUACAAAUAACGUUACCUGAGUAUACGAUUCCCGUACUACACGAUACAGUAAGAAAUUUUCUCAUGUAUUAAUUUAAUAAUUUUUACUGAUCUGAGAGAAACAAUCGAUCGACCUGAUUGUUUAAUGAAUAAAUCAAAUAAAUCAAG